Molecule: messenger RNA, 1399 nt
Organism: Gymnodraco acuticeps
Lineage: Eukaryota; Metazoa; Chordata; Actinopteri; Perciformes; Bathydraconidae
Product: outer dense fiber protein 3-like protein 1
Exons: 6
Coding region: 1-1332 (443 amino acids)
Cellular component (GO): cytoskeleton
Source: RefSeq, a predicted model, not a curated record
AUGGAGGCUCGACUCUGCGGCUGCAGGUUCAAGAUUUCGAGCACGGACUCACACCAGGUCUGCUCGUCCUGCCUUGGGCUGGAACAUGCCCGAAAGGCUAUCGACGCCCCCGGUUCGUGCGGACACUGUGCCCGCUUCACCACCAAGAGCCUCCGCCGACGGCUAGCGCGCCAAGCUAGCCUGUCGGGACAAGACCCCUUCAUGCCUGUUGAUUUGCCGGCCGGCAAUCAAGGCAUGGUGGCGACCACCGUGGGAGUUGAGCCCUGCGCUGUGUCAAGCUGGGGCUCAACGGCGGCGGCAGCCGCGGGAAUGGAGCCCCGCGCUGUGACAAGCUGGGGCUCCCAACUGGACCUCACCGUGGUUCCACCCGUGGAGGAUGUCCUGGAGCUGGAUUACAUGGAGGAAGAUGAAGAGGAUACCUCUAAGUUCCUCUUAUCCGACUCAGACGAAGAUGACAUCUUCGUCCCAUCUGCUCAGGCUGCCAAGCCGGAGGCGGUGUCCGCUCCCCCAGGCGAAAGCGCGCCAACUUCGCCCCGCCUCAGCAUGGACUUGCAGGCCUAUUAUUACUCACAUUGUUGUCCCUGUUUCCUUUAUAAAGGUGCUUCGAAACAUGACCCUACAAAGAAAACAGCACCGCAGUGUACCUUUGGAUCACGUCAUGAAACCAAGACUGAGAUCCCCCCUGGACCGAGCUACCUCAUUCCCUCCAACAUCACCAGAGUACGCCCUCCUGCUUAUUCUCUCUACAGCCGUCCAAAGGAUCCAAAACUAUUCCAGACCCCUGGACCAGCCACAUACUCCCCAGAAAAUGCUGGAAAGUCAGUCUUCCACUGUGCUCCUGCCUAUUCUAUGUCAGGGAGGGGCAAAGAAAUCAGCAAUAUUCAAACACCAGGUCCAGCCUCCUACUCUCUGCCCCCUCUGCUGGGAAACAACACUGUGGUCAAAUCCACAGCUCCCUCUUUCUCUCUUUGUGGCCGCAACAAACAUGGCAACUUCUAUGAGGACCUAAGUAAGACUCCAGGCCCUGCUGCGUACAACGUUGUGGACCCUAAUAUUUACAUGAAAAGAUUUCCUCAGAUCAGCAUGACAGGCCGCAACUUUUCACCUGGGGUAUCUACAAAGACUCCAGGACCUGGUGCAUACUAUCCUGAGAUGGUGACCUGCACAAGAUCCAAAGCUGGAAAGUCAGUCUUCCACUGUGCUCCUGCCUAUUCUAUGUCAGGGAGGGGCAAAGAAAUCAGCAAUAUUCAAACACCAGGUAUGUAUUUGGUGUCAACUUCAUUUAAGCUGUGGGUUACUAGCAUAUCUGGAGGCGUGUGGCGCAGUGGAUAGAGCAUUGGUGUUUGGAUCAAGGGAGCACAGGUUCAAACCCCACUGGGCAAGACACUUCACCCCAAAU